Molecule: messenger RNA, 780 nt
Organism: Penicillium canescens
Lineage: Eukaryota; Fungi; Ascomycota; Eurotiomycetes; Eurotiales; Aspergillaceae
Product: cytochrome P450
Exons: 1
Coding region: 1-780 (259 amino acids)
Molecular function (GO): oxidoreductase activity, acting on paired donors, with incorporation or reduction of molecular oxygen; monooxygenase activity; heme binding
Source: RefSeq, a predicted model, not a curated record
AUGAACCUUGCACUGGAGAGCGGCUCGUGGAAUUUGGUCCGUGAACUGGUCGGCAAGAAUGAAAUGAAUGAUUUUUCCUGGGAACAGCUGUGUUAUAUUGUUGACGAAUUGGAUGUGGGCACCCACAUCACGACCGCCAUUGCUCUCAGCAUUUUUGUGAUGGUCUGCCUUCAGCAUCCAGACGCAGUCAGCCGGGCUCAGCGGGACUUGGACUCGGUCGUGGGACCAAACCGACUACCUGAAUUCGACGAUAUUGAGAAUCUGCCAUAUAUGCAUGCCUUUAUUAAUGAAAUGCUCCGCUGGCAGCCCGUUACGCCUUUUGGGGCUCCGCAUGGUCUCACUACGGACGAUGAAUACAUGGGUUAUCGAAUCCCGAAAGACGCAAUCAUUCUUCCACACCACUGGUCCAUUGGCCGCAGCCCCGAAGUUCAUGGAGAUCCGGAGGUCUUUCGGCCAGAGCGCUGGCUGGAGCACCCUGACACACCCCUGGCAGCAUUUUCCAUCAGCCGAAGAGCCUGCUCGGGACAAAGGGUUGCACGCAACACGCUGUUUAUCGUGAUUUCCCGCUGUCUCUGGGCCUAUGACGUUGUUUGCCCAAAGCAGGGUGAAUGCCACAGCCGCGCGAAUUCUGGCUUUCUUGCUUGUGUAUCCCCCUUUGGUGUGUCAUUUAGGAGUCGAGGUCACCAAUAUCAGGAGACGAUAGAGAGGGAAUGGUCGACAACUAACAGGGAUGUGGGAGCCCUUCUGGCCCACAUCGGAAAGGAAUGUUUCGGGCCCUAG